AUGAAUCAGGACAACCUUGCAGUGCUAAACGCCCUCGACUCGGCACGCACGCAAUGGUACCAUAUCACUACGAUCGUUAUCGCAGGCAUGGGCUUCUUCACAGACGCCUAUGACCUUUUCAGUAUAUCCACUGUGUCGAAGCUCUUGGGGCGCCUCUAUUACUAUGACCCAAAAUCCUCUAAGCCGGGCAAGAUUCCGGACCCUGUGAACAACUUUGUCAUAGGUGUGGCUCUUGUUGGGACCCUGACAGGGCAACUGGUGUUCGGUUGGCUUGGUGAUAAGCUUGGUCGGAAGAAGGUGUACGGUGUCACCCUCGCCCUCAUGGCGGGCUGCUCAAUAUGCUCCGGGCUGUCUUUCGGUUCCACUCCCAAGUCCGUGAUAGGAACACUGUGCUUCUUCCGGUUCUGGCUCGGGUUCGGCAUCGGUGGGGACUACCCCCUCUCGGCCACCAUCAUGUCGGAGUAUGCCAACAAGAAGACACGAGGUGCGUUCAUUGCAGCAGUUUUCGCUAUGCAAGGGGUUGGGAUCAUCACUGCGGGACUUGUGGCUAUGAUUGUCUCUGCUAUCUUCAAGCAUGCAUACCCAGCACCAUCAUUUCAAGAGAAUAGAGUGAUGUCAACCCAGCAGCAAGCUGAUCACAUGUGGCGCAUUGUGCUCAUGCUCGGUGCCUUGCCUGCCCUUCUCACCUUCUACUGGCGCAUGAAGAUGCCCGAAACCGGUCGCUACACCGCCAUCAUCGCCGGCAAUGCCAAGCAAGCUGCCGCAGACAUGGGUCGGGUCCUGAACAUAGAGAUCGAAGAAGAGCCCGAAUACUUAUCCCAGUUCAAGGCCAACAAUGAUUACUCAUUGAUGUCUAGGGAAUUCCUCCGAAGACACGGGCUCCACCUGGUGGGAACCAUGACCACUUGGUUCUUGCUAGACAUCGCAUUCUAUAGUCAGAAUCUGACACAGAAGGAUAUCUUCCCGGCGAUUGGGCUAGUCAAGAAGGCCGUCGAAGUUAACGCCCUGGAGGAGGUGUACAUGACAUCCAGGGCCAUGUUCGUGAUCGCCAUGCUCGGGACAUUCCCUGGUUACUGGGUCACUGUUGCCCUCAUCGAGUCACUCGGCCGCUACAACAUACAGCUCAUUGGCUUCUUCAUGAUGUCCCUCUUCAUGCUAAUCACGGGGAUUAAGUACAACUACCUCAAGGAACAUAAUCACACAUUGUUUGCCAUUCUAUACGGUCUGACGUUCUUCUUCGCAAAUUUUGGGCCGAACAGCACUACAUUUGUGCUGCCGGCAGAGCUCUUCCCUACGAGGAUACGGUCAACAUGUCACGCCCUCUCGGCCGCUUCCGGAAAAGCGGGGGCCAUGGUGGGUGCCUUCUGGGUUCAAUCUUAUACACUAGAUGGUGACCCUGGGAAGAUACAGAAGUCGAUGAUCAUACUAGCCUUCACCAACAUAUUGGGCUUCUUUUUCACUUUCCUGGUGACUGAGACUAAGGGCCGUUCACUGGAGGAAAUUUCAGGGGAGGCCCGAAACAACGAAGUCAAUCGAGCCGAAAAUGAUUCACGCAGCAAGUGA
Messenger RNA from Amborella trichopoda, 1563 nucleotides. RefSeq names its product low affinity inorganic phosphate transporter 4. Lineage: Eukaryota; Viridiplantae; Streptophyta; Magnoliopsida; Amborellales; Amborellaceae. The record is from RefSeq and is a predicted model, not a curated record. Gene Ontology annotation, biological process: phosphate ion transport; transmembrane transport. Gene Ontology annotation, molecular function: phosphate transmembrane transporter activity. Gene Ontology annotation, cellular component: membrane.